CAUAUAAUACAGAUAAUACGACUCCGCAACCUGGCAGCACUGUUUAAAGCCGUGAUCGAAUUUUUAAAAUUUCUAUGCACACACGAAAUAAUCCAGACAAUAAUAUUGUAGAAAAACAAAACUACCAUAACAAUUUUAAUGUCAAACCAAAACUCAGUAUUUGACUAUGAAAACGUGAACGGAGUAAAACUAGCUUUAAAAGUUGACACCGGCAAUGGUUCUCCGAAUUCAAGGCUUUUUACGAUAUCAUACAAGAAUGAAAAAAAUAAAUCUUCGUGGCCUAAGAAGUCUUUAUUUUUCGCUAUCUUAUUCAACUGUUUAGCCCUAACGUUCAUUCAAAUAAGUUUAACUGCAAUGCUUGUUAUAAUAAUAGUAUUAUCAUUUUUAGUUUUUUUUUGGGUGACACACAGUGUUCAGUCAGAGAGCUUGCUAGUCAUUCCCACUGUUGGUGUACAGAGUUCGGUGAAGUAUGUAUGUGGCAGAGAGGAUCAGUUUGUAUCCUGGUCUAGUAUAGAUGAUGUUAUCAUCAAUGAAGUCAUCAGAAUGAAUCGAGUAUUGUAUUAUCUAACACUACUAGUGAAGCCUGUUAAUCAAACUACUAUAGAAGCUGAGUCAAUUAAGCUCAUACCACUUUUUAAAUAUACAAAACCUCGGUUGGUGAUGCUUGAGAAAAUAUAUUCAGAACUACAGAAUCUGCUCACAGAAACCCAGAAAGGAGAUGCUGCCAAGGGUUCAGGAGAUAUUGGAUAAGUUAUAAAGUAAACAAGGUCUUUUACAUCUAGGCCUUACUUAUAAAUGCUGUAUAUGUUUAGUUAUACAAUGUUUUGUGUCACUUCUAACAGUCAAGCAAAAUCAAGUCUUUAUUUUCUAAAAAUAGAGUACAUAGUUUUUGCUUUUAAUUUUAAUUAUAGCAGUAUUUUAUAAUAAGCCAGCAACAUCGAGUCAACAAUCUUCGGAUUGUCAGAGCACCAUCUGAGUUGCCUACCUCUAUUCUGUUUUGCAUUAUAUCUUGGAAGUGUUCACUCAGUAAACUUUUUGUCAAUUUAGGUAUUAUACUCUAAUAUUAAAUACCAUUAACCAAAUUAGUAGACAAAAUAUUAAAUUUAAUAGAUAUAUAGUGUUUUUUUAGUAAUGCGUUAAUACACCUUUUUCGCUGUGUUUCAUAUUUAUAGGUUUUCUUUGGCAAUUCUGCCAUCUAAGAUUAUUAUUGACAUUCCGUUUUUGGAGAAAGGGCGCAUCCAGAGGAGGGUCAUGGGGGUCAUGACCCCCCGCUUGGGCUUGGUCCAGGAUCUAGGUGGACCACUAAUUAAAAUUGUUAAACAUGAUCUUUUUAUAUAUUUUUGUCCCAAUUUAAAUUUUAUUUAAUUAUGUAAGUGCUUAAUUAUUUUAGUAUGUACUUACAAUAUAAAUAAAUAAAAUAAUAUAAUACUUUGUAUUUAUAAUAAAUUAUAUGCUAUAGAAAUCUAGAUUUUAAAUAAUUGUAAUUUUAGGAACAUGUUAUAGUCCAAUAGAAAUUUUCAGCUUUUUAUUAUAAUAUGUAUAUUGUGGUCUAACUAGGAGAAUGUAUUAGAAAAAUCUAGAUUUAGUUGUGUUGUAUUUAGAAAAAUAUUCAAUUAAUUGCCAAAGUUUAUUUGUAAGUUGAAAAUAAUUUGAGUCAUAAUUAUUAAGUAAACAAUAAAUAAAUAUUUUGUUGGAAAAA
This is a messenger RNA of Manduca sexta (tobacco hornworm), 1699 nucleotides long. Its product is annotated as phosphatidylinositol N-acetylglucosaminyltransferase subunit H. The record is from RefSeq and is a predicted model, not a curated record. The coding region runs from base 139 to 750 and encodes 203 amino acids. NCBI's taxonomy places the organism in Eukaryota, Metazoa, Arthropoda, Insecta, Lepidoptera, Sphingidae. The transcript is spliced from 4 exons. Gene Ontology annotation, cellular component: glycosylphosphatidylinositol-N-acetylglucosaminyltransferase (GPI-GnT) complex. Gene Ontology annotation, biological process: GPI anchor biosynthetic process.